AUGUUUCCCACAAGGGCGCUCUGCGCGCGAUCGGUCUGGAAAGGCCCCAACAUCCUCCCUCUUCCCAUUGCGCGCGCAAAGGCCGGCGAGCGACAAGCCCCAAUCAAGACGCAAGCGCGCUCUGCUACCAUCCUGCCGAACUUUGUUGGCCUGAAGUUCCAGGUUCACAACGGCAAGAAGUACGAUGAUAUCACAAUAACAGAAGACAUGGUCGGACACAAGCUGGGCGAGUUUGCACCGACACGGAAGAACUUCUCAUACAAGCAGACCAAGAACAAAUAG
Messenger RNA from Didymella exigua CBS 183.55, 282 nucleotides. RefSeq names its product mitochondrial ribosomal protein S19. The coding region runs from base 1 to 282 and encodes 93 amino acids. Gene Ontology annotation, molecular function: RNA binding; structural constituent of ribosome. Lineage: Eukaryota; Fungi; Ascomycota; Dothideomycetes; Pleosporales; Didymellaceae. The record is from RefSeq and is a predicted model, not a curated record. Gene Ontology annotation, cellular component: cytosolic small ribosomal subunit; ribosome. The transcript has 4 exons. Gene Ontology annotation, biological process: translation; ribosomal small subunit assembly.